CGGCGGCGGUGGCGGUGGCGGCGGCAACGGCAGCCAAGCGCCCAUUAAGAGGCGGCCGAAAAGGAGAAGAGAAAAAAGGCAGCGGUGCGCCGAAAGCAUCGCGACGGCCGAUCCGCUAAAAAUAAAGAGGGGGCGAAGCGAGCGAGCGCUCCCCGAAGGGUAUUAAGCGUGUCAUGCCAAGCGCCGCCGACGACGGUGAGAGAGCCCGUAGCAGCUGCUUCUACGUGCAACGUCGUCGCCAUCGGCGCGCUGCCUGAGGCAGCCCUAGCAGCCGACAGACUAGCCAGCGUAGGGGAGGCACCGGCUCGACGUUAUGGAGAGGCUUUCGACGUUUGCCUACCGCAUUGGAUGGCCCUGGAGGACGGUCAAAGCCCUCGAGGAGAAGGCCCGUCGUAGGCAGAAGGAACUCGAGGAGAAAGAGCGACGGCAACGCCAGUACCAGUGCAGCUUCUCCGAUGUCAGCAAGAGGCUCAUCGAUGUCAUCGAGAGCGUUCUUCUCUGGGAGAACGCUUAUAAUAGCAUUUCCGUCGCCAUGGCAUUCAACAUUCUGUUUUGGGGUUUCGUAGUACUCGAAGUGCGUGGCUUUGCAGCAGCCAGCAGUGCUGCUCUAGUUAUAGUACUUUGUUACAGUACAUUGGAGACCCAAGAGGAAGUACCAAAUUUACAAAUUUGGCAAUCUAGAAACGAACAGUUGGAAAAAUUAGUUAAAAAAGUUAAAUUGACCUUUGAAAAUCUUCUUCAUAUGCAACAAGAACAGCCUAAAGUGUUCUGUAUUAUCAUAUGUACUAUUUCACUGGGUCUUUGGCUUAUUGGACGUAAUUUGGAUAGUAUUUUAUUUACUUAUACAUUAUGUAUGGGUAUUUUACUUGGUCCUGCAUUCCUUCUACGGCUUCUUUGUAAAGAACUAUCAUAUAAAGAGUGGGAUAAUGAAAUGGAAGAAUUCUUACCAGCAGUAACAGAAGAUAGUCUUCAAGUAUUAAAACGGGCAGGUGAAACUGGCGAUCGUUCCCCAACACCGCCAAAUCAAGAUAUGAACAUCUCGCGUGAUCAAUUUAAUGAUGAAGACUUGUUUGACUUAAAAAUUCCAUCUCAUGAUGACGGUAGUACGGAUGGACUCGAACUUUCUGAACUUGAGCUUAGCAAUAGUGAAACCGAUAUUGAUGGUAUACGUUUCCAGACUGGGUACUUUGAACGUGAUUCUUCUUCCUCCGAUGAUGACGUAGAUCUCGGAUUGGGGUCGAAGAAAUUUAACGAGGACGACUAUGAUAGCGAAAAUAGCGAAUUUGAGAUUAUUGAUAGUCGCGAUGUAGCCAAUCUCAAGAGUGUUUGAGUAGAAUUAUCCAGAUUAUUUAAAAGAAAAUAAUCCAAAAUAAAAUUUAUGAGAAUAUUAUAUUUCUUAAUGAAAGGGUGAUGCGAUUAUAUAGGACAUAAACCGGGUUGAGAUCGUUACUUUUUUGUCGUGUCUCAUAGCCCGAUAUGUAUGAGUGAGUGUAUAACUUGAAAGAAACAGAAGAUUGUUUAGGAUGAGAACUUUUAUCUGUUAAAUCAAUCACUCUGUGUAUAAUGUACCUGGCUUUCUUCGCCGUGUAGGUGUUUUUGCUUUUGCAAUGGCCUUUCGUAACGUACGCUAUCAAGAUGUUCGUUACACAAUAAUCUUCGUGUUUUUUUUUUUCUUU
Ceratosolen solmsi marchali is the source of this 1676-nucleotide messenger RNA. RefSeq lists its product as uncharacterized. The transcript is spliced from 6 exons. The coding region runs from base 314 to 1330 and encodes 338 amino acids. The record is from RefSeq and is a predicted model, not a curated record. NCBI's taxonomy places the organism in Eukaryota, Metazoa, Arthropoda, Insecta, Hymenoptera, Agaonidae.